AUAUCCAUGACUGGAGUACAAAUGCUCGUAUUCAUCACACAAACAUCUGCCCCCACCCCACCGAGUUCGAACCCGGGGCCUCUCCACCGGCGACACCAUGAAACCCGGCGUGUACGCCGGCCGAAUUUAGAGGUGUGGGGCAACGAAGGAGCAGUGGUCUCUACAUCUGGACCGAACCACUUACGAUUGGUACUCCCAUCCCCCAGGUUUGUUAAUAAUAACACCUUACAAAUGAAAUGUAAUAUAAGAGAACUUGCUCACCUGAGCGACCAGCCCUGCACCAUAGAAGGAAGGCUAAACUACAAAAAAAUUACGAAUGGAGGUUAUCGUAAUCAAACAGUAUUCAAAGAAAGAUGGUUUCGUCUUAUAAAUAAUUAUUUAUUUUAUUUCAAAAUUAGUGAAAUGGGUAAGUUUGAUACUAAAACUCCUGCUGGUUUGUUUGUAUUGGAAAAUUCCUCUAUACAAAUGGAACAUGGACAGAGUAUACCUUUUUCAUUUUCAGUAUCAUUCAUAGAUGAACCUGAGAAACGACACCUCUUUGCUGCACGAGCUGAGGAUAAUGUAAUACAGUGGGUAAUCAAGCUUAGAGAAAGUUCAUAUGAGUAUUUACGCAAUCAAUUGCAUACACUACAGUCUAAAAUAUUUUCCAUCACAGGAAAGGAUCCUCUGCUGAUGGUGCCUCGAAAUGAAGGUGCAUGUUUAUGGGCACCAGCAAUACCAUUUUCCACAACACCUGCAUGUUCUGUGAAUACAUUGACAAGUUCAUUUAGUUGUCACCUGCAUACAAAUAAUGCUUUUACUCUUGAAAGAAGUAAAUCAGAUGUACAAACCCAUCAACAUCUACGGUCUGAAUACAACAAAAAAACUACCUUUUAUACAGAUGAUGUGAAAUUAACUAAUGAAGUAAAAGUAGUACGACCUUCUAAUAAGUUGGAAAGGAGCAAAACUGCUGCAUUGUUUUCUGGUAGCACAAAUCCUGUAGAUGUAUCUAUAUUUGAUAAUAGACCAGCUUUCUCAAGAGCAGCACCAAGCCCUCCUGUAAGAGUAAAACUCUCACCCUCAAGUAGGCGAACAGAAGUUAACAAUGAAGUGAGAACAUUUACUGAGCAAGGGAAAAGCAUUGGUGCAACAGGUAUAUUAGAUGUAGUUCCAAUACCACCUAGAAGGAAAGUUUCACCAAAAACUUCAGGAGAUGUCCCUAGCAGUUCAAAUAUAUACAAUUCAAGUCAAUCCAAUGAUGAUCUAAUCAAAUUUUAA
This is a messenger RNA of Chilo suppressalis (striped riceborer), 1257 nucleotides long. Lineage: Eukaryota; Metazoa; Arthropoda; Insecta; Lepidoptera; Crambidae. The record is from the annotation of a GenBank genome assembly.